GGAGAGGAGUCUACUUCCUGGAUCCCAAAUCUUUGUUUUGGUCGUAAAAAGGGUUUAAAGGCAGAGUUUUCUUGUGGCCUCCGGUGAGAGCUCCUGGUUUUAGAACUCAUUCCUUCGGCUGCUUCCUUCCUUGAGCCCCCUCGGAAAGCCACCACCGAGUCAUAGUGAAAACCAGCAUAUAUGGCUCGCGGACAGCAGAAGAUUCAGUCUCAGCAGAAAAAUGCCAAAAAGCAGGCUGGACAAAAGAAGAAGCAAGGGCAUGAUCAAAAGGCUGCUGCCAAAGCUGCCUUAAUAUACACCUGCACUGUCUGUAGGACACAAAUGCCAGACCCUAAGACCUUCAAGCAGCACUUUGAGAGCAAGCAUCCUAAGACCCCACUUCCUCCAGAAUUGGCUGAUGUGCAAGCAUAAAGUUGUUUACAGGUGAAUUCAUGACACCUUUGACUCUUCUACUGUCUCAGACCUUAGGUAACAAACCUGCAGCUGCUUUUCUAACAAACUGUUGAUUAGCAAAAAUAAAGGGGCUACAGAAACACUCAUUUUUAUGCUGUUCCCUUUUGGGCUUCAUGCAAAGACAAUUCUGUGUAAAUGUACAGUUGACUCUGAUUUGGAAAUCCAAAAAUCAGUCCAUCCUUGUUAUAAAAAAUUUUUUUACAAUUGUAAUUAUAUUGAUGUUCAUAUCGUGUAAAAUAACUCAUUUAAUAAAGUAGUACUUUGAUUUUACAACA
Molecule: messenger RNA, 728 nt
Organism: Cavia porcellus (domestic guinea pig)
Lineage: Eukaryota; Metazoa; Chordata; Mammalia; Rodentia; Caviidae
Gene: Znf706
Product: zinc finger protein 706
Exons: 4
Coding region: 181-411 (76 amino acids)
Source: RefSeq, a predicted model, not a curated record